AUGGGUCCUUACAGCAUGGAGAGUGCUGCCACCCAGUCCACACUCUUCCCUGACGGGAGUGCUGCUGCUGCUGCUGCUGCUGCUGAGGAACACUUCCUUAACCUCCCGCCUGAGGGACAUAAAUGCCUUGAGGAUUUUUGGAACAGCUUGCCCCUAGAUGGAGUGUACUGUAACGCCACUUGGGACUCGCUGUACUGCUGGCCGGCGACACAGGCUGGGAGCACUGUGAACGAGUCUUGUGCUACCGUCUUCAGUGACGUGCCUGACCUCUUACACUACCCUGAUGCGCUGGCGUACCGUGAAUGCGACGUGUCAGGGUCCUGGCUGUGGGGUAACUGGACCAACUACUCCCAGUGUCUGAGCGUCAUCGACCACCAGCCCAGGUCAUCACGACUGGUGGAGGCUGUCAGAUACAUCACAUUCAUCGGUGCCAUCUUCUCCCUUCUCACUCUCUCCCUCACCAUCUUCAUCUUCACCUACUUCAGGACGCUGGAGUGUGACCGACUGCGGGUACACAGGAACCUGGUGGUGUCUCUCAUCAUACACUUCCUGGUGAUGCUCGUCCUCAGUGAACCCUUCAUCUUCCACCGUCACACCAACACCUAUCGCGACGUGGACUGGGUGUGUAAGACACUGCUGGCACUCACUAUGUACGCUCAGAUGACCUCCAUCAACUGGAUGUUCGUGGAGGGCCUCUUCCUUCACUCCAGACUCACCUCCAAUGUCUUCGACUCCGGAGCUCCCUUUGCGAUCUACUACACCAUAGGCUGGGGAGCUCCGCUAGUGUUCAUCCUGGCCUGGGCAGCUACCAUGUCUCUCCACCAUGAGGUUCACUGCUGGCGAGGGUAUGGUGGUCUACCAUACGCCUGGAUCCUCGUAGCUCCUAUGGCAACUGCCCUCAUGAUCAAUCUGGUGUUCCUGGUCAAUAUAAUGAGGAUCGUGGUGACCAAACUGAAGGCCAACGACGCUGUGGAGACAACGCAAGUCAGGAAGGCGAUCAGGGCAGCGGUGUUGCUGUUCCCGUUACUGGGCAUCACAAAUCUUCUGUUUGCCGUUAACCCAGGAGACAAAGGUGACCUGGAGGACGCUUACAUGCUCACUAAUGCUCUCCUACAGUCCUCCCAGGGAGUGUUCGUGUCGGUGCUGUACUGCUUUCUGAACAGCGAGGUGCAGGAACUGUUGCGGAAGCGUUGGCGGCAGUACCGUACCAGACGUCUAGGUUACCCAGCUCUCCACUACCGCUACCGCAGGAGCACCAGGACCACCAGCGUCUUCGACACCUCCGUCUACGUUAGGGCCUGCCCGCGCCACCCACCGCCCCACGCCCUCAACACCCGCGCCCUCGACACCCAUGCUGGCGACUUCGACGUUCUGAGCAUCCAAGCCGGUGACUUCGAUGUCCUGAACACCCCCACCAGCGACACACUCUCUCUCAACACACACGGUCACGAAACCCAUGCCCUUGGAAUCCCCGUCCUUAGUAUUCGCGCCCUAGAUAAUCACGCCCAUGACAACCAUGCCUUCCAGACCUCCGUGGUGUAAUUAUUAUAUUCACAAAAAAGAUGCUAAACCAGCGCAAAAUGUAGCUCUUCUCCGUGGAGUAAGCAUCUGUUAACCCUUCCAGUGACAUUUAGGGCAACAAGCCAGCACGUUGAUAUGAAGACGUGUAAUUCUCAGCAAGCCUUAGACAUUUCGCUCAGGAUUUAGCUUCAAGUCCAAAACGUCGCCAAAAAAUAAAGGCUUUCUUCACACUCUCCAGGUAAACUGCAUAUCUUUCCUACAAACACACGCCCUCCUUGUGUUCCUGCCGUCCUACUAGAAGAGAGAAAAAAAAGACAAGUUAGAGGAUUUU
This is a messenger RNA of Cherax quadricarinatus, 1852 nucleotides long. Lineage: Eukaryota; Metazoa; Arthropoda; Malacostraca; Decapoda; Parastacidae. The record is from RefSeq and is a predicted model, not a curated record.